GUUAAAACUCUCUAUAAAAAUAUCUUAUAUAAGACAAAAUAAAUAGUGUGAAAAGAGAAGAAGGAAAUCAUAAGGGGGAGAAUUCUAUCCUUUUUUAUUUACCGCUGCACAGAUCCCUUCAGCUUCCCCGCCCAUCCGCUAUUUUCCUGAUCACUUUUGAAAGCAAAAGAUCAAAAAAUAAACAAAAUAAAAAAAAUUUAAAAAUUUAAAAUCCAUGAUCAUAUUGGAUAAUGUUAAGAGAUUAAAUUUACAAAUUAAAUGAUAUGUCACUAAUAAACAUGUUUAUCAACGUUUUCAAAAUUUUAUCUAUAAAUUUAGUAUUUCUAAUAUUAUCUUUAUCUUAUUAGAAGAAGAAAACAGAAAGUUCCCGAUCAUGCAUGUCGAUACAAACCAAGAACUUCCAUCCCACACACGUCGCCAUUUCUCCAUUCCUCUUUUGGCUCGUCCUCAAAUUGUUGUAAGUCGACUCGAAACAACUCAAACUUACCCAUUUGGAACUUCUCCACCGUAACCCCAAUGGAGAAAUCUGGGUACGGCAGAGAUGGCAUUUUCCGGUCACUCCGGCCGCCGCUUGUCCUGCCCAGAGACCCAAAUCUCUCAAUGGCCUCCUUCCUCUUCAGAAACUCCUCCUCUUACUCCCACAAGCCAGCCCUCAUCGAAGGCGAGUCCUCCGAAACCCUUUCCUUCUCACAGUUCAAGUCCAAAGUUAUCCAGGUCUCCCAUGGCUUAAUCCAUCUGGGAAUCAAGAAAAACGACGUGGUCCUCAUUCUCGCCCCCAACUCAAUCCAAUUCCCCAUUUGUUUCCUCGGGAUUAUUGCGUCCGGCGGUAUUGCCACCACCUCCAAUCCCCUCUACACUGUUUCAGAGCUGUCCAAGCAAGUCCGGGACUCUAAUCCUAAGCUGGUUAUAACACUCCCGGAGCUCUGGGAUAAAGUCAAGGGCUUUAAUCUCCCAACAGUGUUCUUAGUGUCAAAGGGCUUAUCGGGGAAAUCCCACGUUGGAUCAACCUCAAAGAUUCUAACUUUCCAUGACUUGGUCGAAUCUGCUCGGUCUGUGUCCGAUUUUCCAUCGGUUAACAUUAAGCAGACCGACACAGCUGCCCUGUUGUACUCUUCAGGUACAACAGGGGACAGCAAAGGGGUAGUUUUGACACAUAAAAAUUUCAUUGCCUCGUCUCUAAUGAUCACAAUGGAUCAAGAACUUGCUGGGGAGAUGCACCAUGUGUUUCUCUGUGUUCUGCCAAUGUUCCAUGUGUUUGGGCUGGCAAUUAUCACCUGUGCGCAGCUGCAGAAGGGCAAUGCUGUGGUGUCGAUGGCGAGAUUUGAUCUCGAGAAGACUUUGAUGGCUAUUGAGAAGUAUAAGGUGACACACUUUUGGGUUGUGCCUCCUAUAGUGCUUGCCCUGGCGAAAAACAGUAUGGUUAAGAAGUUUAACCUUUCGUCGUUGAAGCAUAUCUGUUCAGGGGCAGCUCCCUUGGGGAAAGAGUUGAUGGAGGAGUGUGCAAAAAAAUUUCCUCAAGGUGUAGUAGCUCAGGGAUAUGGUAUGACAGAAAGCUGUGGAACUAUUUCGGUGGACUGUACGCUGGCAGGGACUCAACAUACUGGUUCAACUGGUAUGCUUGUUUCAGGAGUUGAAUGUCAGAUAGUCAGUGUAGAUACACAGAAGCCUCAACCUCCUAAACAGUUGGGAGAGAUAUGGGUUAGGGGCCCUAGUAUGAUGGCUGGGUAUUUCAACAACCCGGAGGCCACCAACGAGACUAUAGAUAAAAAUGGUUGGGUACAUACAGGAGAUAUUGGAUACAUUGAUGAAAACGGACUACUUUAUGUAGUUGAUCGAAUCAAAGAGCUUAUUAAGUAUAAAGGUUUCCAGGUGGCACCAGCUGAACUUGAAGGGCUGCUAGUUUCUCACCCAGAAAUAUUAGAUUCAGUUGUCAUCCCGCUUCCUGAUGCUGAAGCUGGUGAGGUCCCCGUUGCAUAUUGCGUACGCACGCCAAAUAGUUCUCUGACUGAAGAAGAUGUCAAGAGCUUUAUUGCUAAUCAGGUUGCAUCUUUCAAACGACUACGAAGAGUAACAUUCAUAAAGAGUGUCCCCAAGUCAGCAUCAGGCAAAAUCCUCAGAAGAGAGCUCAUCGAGAAAGUGCGGUCGAAAAUAUGAAAUUGUAUCAUGGACCUCCUCAUUGAUCUAAUGUUUCCUUCUAUCUGGAAGACUAGUUUGUAGAGGAACACUAUAUGUUCCAUAUCGAGUAUACAUACUUUUCGGUGAUCCCAUCUCCAACACCUGUGUCUGCAAGCGUGCGCUGUCCGAUGCAACAAACGCACACUAAAAGAAUAACUUUACAAUGGAUCUAUGUAAGGAAAAAAAACAUGCUGCAUAUGUACAUUCAUGAUAAAAAUAAAAAUACAACCAAAAAAUUGUUCAAUUUAGUCGCAGC
Molecule: messenger RNA, 2431 nt
Organism: Pyrus x bretschneideri (Chinese white pear)
Lineage: Eukaryota; Viridiplantae; Streptophyta; Magnoliopsida; Rosales; Rosaceae
Product: probable CoA ligase CCL7
Exons: 6
Coding region: 517-2154 (545 amino acids)
Molecular function (GO): CoA-ligase activity
Source: RefSeq, a predicted model, not a curated record